Messenger RNA from Salpingoeca rosetta, 2147 nucleotides. RefSeq lists its product as uncharacterized. The record is from RefSeq and is a predicted model, not a curated record. The transcript has a single exon. Gene Ontology annotation, molecular function: DNA-binding transcription factor activity, RNA polymerase II-specific; RNA polymerase II cis-regulatory region sequence-specific DNA binding. Gene Ontology annotation, biological process: regulation of transcription by RNA polymerase II. Gene Ontology annotation, cellular component: nucleus. Bases 22 to 2130 code for a protein of 702 amino acids. NCBI's taxonomy places the organism in Eukaryota, Choanoflagellata, Craspedida, Salpingoecidae.
GCCGCGCCCAACGGCACCAAGAUGACGGUGCACCACGUUGCACAUGUGCCGCUAACGCCAUACGUGCCACCGUUGAUGAAGAGGCCUAAGUCCCUGUCCGUGUUGCCGUUGGAACAGCGCCUUGUUGACCCGAUUGAGCUGCGGCGUCGACGCACGUGCGCUGUCAGGAGGCGCAAGGCCCAGCUGGCUGAAGAGCUGGCGGAGUUUGACAAGCAAGUGCGGCAGUGCUGGCACGCAUGGCUAGACGACACACAUCAACACAAGGAACAAGUGGCAGAAGUGGAGACAGCAGCACAGCCCAACACAACGCCCCACGGCGCCCACAGGAGCAGCGGCGAUGGCUGGCCACGACUCAAACGUGCCAAGACCCAAGACAGGCCAACGACGAACUGCUCGUCGCCGAGCACCGCACAAUACAGCACCACAAACAUCGGCGUUCCGCGAAAGACGGUGAACGCGCUCGUGGAUGCGAUAGUGCAGCAAGCACGCCUCGACGCUGCCCAUCGCACAGCACAACAACAACAACAACAACAACAACAACAACAACAACAACAACAGCAGCAGCAGCAGCAGCAGCAGCAGCAGCAGCAGCAAGAAAGAGACAAGAAUGCUGCAGGCAAGGAGACGGCCGACAAAAAUGAGACACGCAAAGGCAACGAGAACGGUGGAGGUGAUGGUGGCGGCGGCGGUGGUGGUGGUGAUAAGCCAAGUAGGAAUCCUGAUGGUGGUAAGAGCAACCUCAAACCACGGUCACCCGAGCUGCUGACACAGUUGCUGCGUGAGGCGAACCUGCUGCCGGUGCGACCCUACCACUGCUGCAUGUGCCUGUAUGGGGCAUCGUCGCUCUUGCGCGUGCGCGAACACCACACACGCGCACACAUGGACGAGCUUGUGCGCAACAUUGAGCCCGACACAAUCGAGGACGUGGAGGGUGUGGAUGAGUUUGCCACCGGCGGAUAUGACGAUGGGUUUGCGUGGCGAACAGGGGAGGAGGUGCAGCCCCUGAUACAGGAGGCAAACCGGAAGCUGCGACACAAGGUGUUUCUGCUGUGGCGCUGUGGCGCAACGUCGCUGAGACAGGCCAGACACAUGCAGCGAAAGCGACGCUCCAAGGUGGUGCUGGAGGGGGCUGGUGAUGAAGGUGAUGACGGUGACGGUGGCGAUCACGAUGAAGAUGCAUUGUGGAGCAGCACCAUUGACAAGAAGGUGGACAGUGAUGACGACGAUGAUGACGACGACGAUGAUGAUGAUGAUGAUGAUGAUGAUGAUGAUGAGGAGGAGGAGGAGGAGGAGGAGGAGGAGGAGGAGGAGGAGGAGGAUGCCGCUGACGCGGAGGAACAGGAUGAUGAGGGCAAGGACAAGCAUGCUACUGCUCCUGCUGCUGCUACUGCUAUUGCUGCUGCUGCUGCUCACGGCGGUGAUGGGAAGGCACCCGCAGUGAUGAGCGACACUGCACAAGGCAGCGACGCGCAAGGCCAAGCUAACACGAGCAGCGGUUGCAAGGUUGUUACCGACUACCGUCUUGGCGGUCGCAGCGCACGCCCGCGUGCCUUCUACCCUGGUCACGACAACCCGACGCAGGCAAUUGCCGAGGAUGUUGAGCUGGUGGCUGUCGAGCCAGAUUCUUUGCUCGUGUGCAAGAAAAGGCGCAAACAGCAACAGCAGCAGCUCCGAGCACACAUGUCGCGCACAUGCUACGUGUGCUCGGAAGAGCUGAGUGCCAUUGAAGACAUGGCCGAGCACUUUCGCGACAACCACCCUGGGUUCCGCGCGUUCCUCUGCCGCAGGUGCGGGCGUGUGCAGAAGGGGAUUGGUCGACACAGCGUGCACAUCACCAAUUGCCACGUGCGCAACACGUGCUGCCCCUCGUGUCGCCGGGGCAACUUCAAGACAUUCGAGGCCUUUAGGCAGCACAUUGCCGUGCACCUGAGCGAGAUGCCGUUCAUAUGUCGGCACUACUCCUGUCACGACCGGUUUGCGCGCGUGGAGGACUAUCUUGCACACGCACGAGCGAAGCACAAGCUGCUGCUGAACGCCGACAUGGAGCUGAUCAGCCUCAGGGUGAUUGAGCUUGUCUUGCAGGAGGCCAGCUGCGGUGGCGCCGCACAGGAGCAGGGGGAGGCCAGCUGAUGGGGUCAUGUGUGUGU